Messenger RNA from Galendromus occidentalis (western predatory mite), 568 nucleotides. RefSeq names its product ribosomal protein S16 (gene RpS16). Gene Ontology annotation, cellular component: cytosolic small ribosomal subunit; ribosome. The transcript has 3 exons. Gene Ontology annotation, biological process: maturation of SSU-rRNA from tricistronic rRNA transcript (SSU-rRNA, 5.8S rRNA, LSU-rRNA); translation. Gene Ontology annotation, molecular function: RNA binding; structural constituent of ribosome. The record is from RefSeq and is a predicted model, not a curated record. NCBI's taxonomy places the organism in Eukaryota, Metazoa, Arthropoda, Arachnida, Mesostigmata, Phytoseiidae. Bases 94 to 537 code for a protein of 147 amino acids.
UACGUUCCGCCGACCGCAGUUCGGGUGGUUUCGAAACGGCGGCGAUCCUUUCUCUGGCUCUGAAGCCACGUCGCGUGGGUUACACAGGAAAAGAUGUCGAGCACCAAGGAACCUGGCAAGGUUGUCCAAGUCUUCGGACGGAAGAAGACCGCUAUCGCAGUUGCUCACUGUACGGCUGGCAAUGGUGUGCUCAGAGUUAACGGCAAGCCCCUCGAUCUCCUCGAGCCAUCGACGCUCAGGUACAAGCUGAUGGAGCCAAUUCUUCUUCUUGGUCGCGACCGCUUCAACCAGCUGGACAUCCGUGUUCGCGUCAAGGGUGGAGGUAACGUCUCCCGCGUGUACGCAAUCCGUCAAUGCAUCUCGAAGGCUAUUGUUGCUUUCUACCAGAAGUACGUCGAUGAGGCCACCAAGAAGGAGUUGAAAGACAUCCUCGCUCAGUACGACAAAACCCUUCUCGUGGCUGAUCCUCGAAGAUGCGAACCCAAGAAAUUCGGUGGACCGGGUGCCCGCGCCAGGUACCAGAAAUCAUACCGUUAAACGGAUAUGUAAUAAACGAACGUUCCGUUUA